Molecule: messenger RNA, 2103 nt
Organism: Protopolystoma xenopodis
Lineage: Eukaryota; Metazoa; Platyhelminthes; Monogenea; Polystomatidea; Polystomatidae
Source: the annotation of a GenBank genome assembly
AUGCCUUUUACUCGCUCUGAACAAGGUCCUGGAUGGGAUCUCUUGACCGAUGUACCUUGGGUCCACGAGGUCUGUUGCUCACUGCUGCCAUCUAAUACACUUGGUACCCAUACCACCACUACUCAGCCACCGUCCGGUUGCCCCAACAAACAGCAGCAGCCAGUGCCUGCUUCAACGCCGGUGCAAUCAUCAACGACCCCUUCAUGGAGGACUGAGUUUUGCCAGAAGGACGGAAUCAACCGUCAGUCCUCCAUAACUGCUAACUCCGGCCCUGUCACUCGGCAGUCCAGCAUAAUUCCCUUGACACAAGCCUCCACUAACCAACCCGAGCCCUCAAUAUAUCUACCUCGGGCUCCUCACCUGUUGCCUGGGCAUAGUGCAAAUCCAGACAGCCUGCAUGACCUUCUUAAUGAGGCGUACAUAGGUCCUCCUGCCGCUUGGUUAAAGCUCCAACGUCGCGGCAUCCACUUACAUGUUCAAUUCCGCGACGUACACGGUCCCUCUCCCUCGCUUUCACACUCUACUUCAGCCACGGUCUCAACUCCGCAUGUGUCCUUAGAGCAUUCCGAAUGUAAAGUGAAUCCAUCCUCGGUAUCGACCAUCGCUUCUGUCGAUGCGACUUAUAUGAGCCAACCAGAUGAAAGCCAACUAUCGGCAAAGCCUUUUUGUGACAUGACGUCCAGUUACGGCGUCAAAGGGAAGCAGAUUGGGCGUUUAUCUGAUCCGAAAGCUGGUUAUAGUGUUGGAAUAAAUGGAACUUCAUACUACCCUGCAUCUAAUCCCUCUCUUACUUCUUCCGCUUCCCUUUCAUCUCCAGCCUCUUCUCUUUACAGUCUGCUUGAUUGGCCUCCUGUAGAAUCACCUACUAGCUAUCUUGUCUGGCCAUAUACAGAUGCCUAUUUGGCUGAGGUGCACCCGGGCCUCGAUUUAAAUGCUUGGGGUGACGCAGCCAAUGAGGCUUGGUACGCUGCUUUACCUCCGCGACCUACUCCCCGUCCCUUUCCGGUUCAUCAUCCUGCUUUAAUGCCACCACCACUCCUCCACCAGCCACUUCUUUCAGCUUCGGCUCAGACUGUAUCGUGGCCGAUCACAACCACCUGUUGUCCUUCCCAUUCGUCACAACCGACACAAAUGCCACCAUCACCUGCUGUUAGUGACAGCUUCUUAGCCAGUUCUGCUGCAACCUCCCCCUCGUUACAAACCCGUUCCGUUUUGACGAAUAAUCCUAUCUCCAGCUUCAGCUCAGUUGUUUCAUCGGAAGAAGUUGAUCAUUCACGCAAACGCCAAUACUGUCAAUCCAAUCAUCCAGAUGCUAUUUCAAUGGUCGCUGUUCCGGAUAAAGACAGUAAUAUUAGCCCAACAUUUCAAAGUAUGACGGACGGGCUUGGCCCUAGUCUCAUUCGCAACGAUCAAGUUGCGGAUAACCCUGAUAUAUCUGACCCUAGGCCAUUGUCCUCUUUGUCGUUGGCUCCUUUCGAACCUGAUUCAUCUUCAAGCUCCCCUCCUAAGCGCACGCGCCGACAGAGCAAACAGCAACUCACUCUGGGAAAACCUCUAUUAGCUGGCAUCGAAACGGCCCCUGUGGCAGCCCUGGAUUCUACUCACUUUGAUUUAGAGUCAUCUGUUUGCCAAUCGAACUUCGCCUCUUGUCCACACUCUGUUCCUGUUUCCGCACAUAUUUCUUCUGAUUUCGAUCCCGACCAUCAACUUAGUUCAGAGGCCUGUUCCCUCUCAAACACUUUUUCUUCCAGGAAGCGACAUUCAUUGCAAAUUUCUAAUGCUCCCGGGCCUGUAUGUGUUGGAGGCAGCAGGGUUCCUCAUAAACGCCGCCGACUUACCUGUCUCCCCAGCUCAAUUGCUGCUAAUGUCCCUUCUGUCGCCGACUCUUCCUCGAGUCGGAUACGGAGAUUGUCAAAUCCUGCGUCUUCAGCAUCGACGUCUGUAAUUGAGGAGGAAAAUCAUUUUCCUAGUGCAGGACCUAGCACGUCGGCUGCACAUUUCAAUUCGCGCUCCCUUGGAAACUCUAUAGCUCUGACAGGAUCUACCUCAACACGCACUGAAAAGUCUAACCUGCCCGCCAGUGAUGGUGUCAAUGACCCUUAG